Molecule: messenger RNA, 1531 nt
Organism: Filobasidium floriforme
Lineage: Eukaryota; Fungi; Basidiomycota; Tremellomycetes; Filobasidiales; Filobasidiaceae
Product: putative phosphoglycerate dehydrogenase
Exons: 4
Coding region: 232-1215 (327 amino acids)
Cellular component (GO): cytosol
Molecular function (GO): glyoxylate reductase (NADPH) activity; NAD binding; hydroxypyruvate reductase [NAD(P)H] activity
Source: RefSeq, a predicted model, not a curated record
GCGGUGCAGGUUCGAUCGUCGGUCAUGGCCAACGUAACAAGGAUGAAACGAAGCGCUUCCCGGGCUAUCGGCCGGACGGACUCGGAAGCAAAUUCGAGUAAACACUCGCCGAAGGGACAUGUCUUCAAGCUUCUUCUAGCUUUCAACUUCUAGCUGCUCGUGACAUGUGAUCGAUGGCGAUGUUCCCUUUGCCUCGUAGCUGGUCAUCUCCAUCUACUCAUCGCCGUAGCAAUGACGAUCUCUGACAAGCCCAAAGUUUACAUGCCCUCGGCUUUCCAUGAAGAGGCGAUCAAGUACGCACAGGAGAAAUUCCAUCUGUAUCAGCCGGGAGACCUACCAGAGGAGCAGAUCUUAGCACAGGUAGAUGGCAUCUUACUGAGACAGGGAGGUCUGACACGAGAACAGCUGCUAUCCGCCCCAAAGCUGCGGUGUAUCGCGCGGAAUGGUACUGGCGUCGACUCGAUCGACAAGGCUACCUGUUUAGAAAAGAAGACGGCAGUUCUCAACAAUCCCGGGGGAAAUGCGGUGCCGGUGGCUGAGUUGGUGGUCGGGUUUGCUUUGACCCUACUUCGACGGAUAGGCGAAAUCAAUACCCGUCUCAGAGCCGGGGAGACUAUUCCCUCGAUCACAGCCUUGGCUCCGGGACUUUAUCGCAGAACGAUUGGCCUGGUCGGUAUGGGUGAUAUCGCCCGCGAGACGGCCAAGAUGUUUCACUACGGGUUCAAUUGCAAGAUCAUCGUCUUCUCCCCUACAACGCCCAAGAACCGCUGGACUUCAAGGUCGACUGUGGCGGGCGAUUCCGUCAUUCCCCAUGAGCGGACAUCAAGUCUAGAAGAGUUGCUGCCUCAAGUGGAUGUGUUGUCGCUUCAUUGCCCUUACACUCCUGCGACCCGACAUAUGAUCGGUGAGCGUGAAUUGGCGCUCUUCCGGCCAUCGGCGGUGAUCAUCAAUGCGGCUCGGGGCGGGAUCAUCGACGAGGACGCGUUGUACCGAGCGCUCGUCGACAAGACCAUAGGAGGUGCCGGAAUCGACGUAUGGGAGCAGGAGCCCCCACCAAAAGAGCGAUACGCCAAGUUGUGGGAUUUGCCCAACGUCGUAGCCAUGCCUCACUUCGGCGGCUCGACCGAUGAGGUGACGAGGAUAGGCUGCAGGAUCGCAGUCGACGCGCUGUUUGAUUACUUGGCCGACAAAGAAAUUCGCAAUAGGGUAUACUGAAGAUCUUUGGAGCCCGCGAUGGUAUCACCAAGGCUCAGUCUCACUUAGCGGAUGACAAGGCGGCGGAAUUACGACGAUGGCGGCAAUGCCGAGCCUCGUCGAUCCGUUUGAGUCGUCCACUCUCUCAACAUUUACACCAGUAACGUUGAAGGUGUACAACGGGGUGUACAAACGAUGUACCGCCAGCAUAAUACAAAGGAUCGUCUCGACAGUAUGUGACAGUGCCAUCUAGCCAAGUCACGAUAAUUUGCACGGUAAUCGGUCAUGAUAAGCAGUCAUGCACGGAGGAGACGAGGCGAUGUGAUCGAACGAAGCA